CUAUCGUUCUAACCACAACACCCGUUCCCAAAUAUAACAUUGACUCGAAACAUUGGUGAUAAGAUACGAUUCCAAUGGCUGCUUAUCUUCCUCCUACAACACCAUUCUCGCGCCCCAACAUUAGAAUCCUCACUUCCAUCUCUUCCUUCAACGUUUCCAACACUCUGACCACUCGUUCACAACCGCGAAGCAUCGUGAAAUGCGAAUCCAGUGCAUCGCCAGCAGACGGCCAGACGUCGCCGCCAAAAAGUCAGAAACUCGAGAUCGGGUCCCCCGUUAUCGUAAUCGAGGCUCCCAAGAUGAUAAAGACCGCAGCCUCAGUUCCAUGUCUCAGGGUCAAUUCCGGCAUAAUCAACCCCGGCGACGUCGGCAGAAUCGUGUCGAGAAAACCUAAGGACGUGUGGGCCGUGCGGCUUAAGGUCGGGACUUACCUCAUAGAUGGAAGGUAUUUUAGAGCAUUAGAACUCGAUCAAUAGCUUUAACUUGUCCGGAGAGGCUUUCGAUUUGAAGGUUCCGAGCUUACAAAUUCACCUUUCAUGGCGAUUUCGUUGGAAUGCGGCGUGUGUUUGAAUCCAUUUGUAGGAAAUCAUUCCGUUAUCGUUGCAUGUUGUUCAGAUCACCCUCCAUGUCUCUAUCUUGAUGCAGCAGAUCGAAUGCAGCUUGAUUAGCCAUGAAUUUAGGAGUCUUAUGUGCAUAGUUUAUUCCUUACGAAUAAAUUUUCGAUUCUAUAACAUAUAUUUUAUUGCAAAUUUGUUAUGCAUCUUCGUGGAAUUCACGAUGAAACUCGAACCCUCAAUCCCGUUUGAUGGUUUCUUUGUUGCAUGUUUCCAUUGUAUUUUAAGCAUGGAUAUAAUUUUUGGUUUACCAUUAUGUAUUAAUAUAUUAAUAUAGAGAUCGGUUGGUUCAAAUUA
Cucumis sativus (cucumber) is the source of this 911-nucleotide messenger RNA. RefSeq lists its product as uncharacterized. Bases 75 to 476 code for a protein of 133 amino acids. NCBI's taxonomy places the organism in Eukaryota, Viridiplantae, Streptophyta, Magnoliopsida, Cucurbitales, Cucurbitaceae. The record is from RefSeq and is a predicted model, not a curated record. The transcript has 2 exons. Gene Ontology annotation, biological process: NADH dehydrogenase complex (plastoquinone) assembly.